UUCACUUCUAUCAUAAGGACUUCAUGCGGUGCAAGAUCAUGGACAAGCAUCUUGCUUCCUUGGCUCCCACACACGUUGAGACCAAAUUCCUCAAGAUUAAUGCCGAGAAGGCCCCCUUCUUUGUGGGCAAGCUGCACGUAAAAAUCCUUCCCACUGUAAUCUUUUUCAAAGACAGCAUCGCGGAGGAGCGCCUGCAAGGCUUUGAAGGGCUGGCAGACGGACAACCCAAGGGGGAAGAAGAUGAGUUCCCGACGGCCAGAGUAGCAGCGCG
Nannochloropsis gaditana CCMP526 is the source of this 271-nucleotide messenger RNA. RefSeq names its product thioredoxin-like protein. The record is from RefSeq and is a predicted model, not a curated record. Gene Ontology annotation, cellular component: cytoplasm. The annotation marks the transcript as partial. The transcript has a single exon.